Messenger RNA from Linum tenue, 798 nucleotides. The record is from the annotation of a GenBank genome assembly. Lineage: Eukaryota; Viridiplantae; Streptophyta; Magnoliopsida; Malpighiales; Linaceae.
AGAACAAUUAAUAAUUACAAUUUUACAAUUAAGCUCAAAACUGCCCAAGUCAAAAGACCCUCAAUCAAACCAGUCAACAAAGUCAAACCGGUCAGAGAUCAGGUCUGACCAAACCCAUAUCAGUCCGACCCAACUCGGACCGGUCCGACCCAGAACCAGCACUGUUGUAAGCUUUGGGAACAAGUUUUCUUUUACUAUAAAAACCCAUCUGUUCCAUACCUAAAGAAAAAAAAAAAAAGAUGGGAGCAGACUCCCUCUCUCCUUCUUCUUCUUCAUCUCUGGAUCAUGCCAAAACUCCCUUCCUCUUUGCACACACAGAACCAUUUCUCUUCUUUCUCUUUACCACAAACCCACAUAAAACAGAGGACUUCUCUUGGAACCUUUUCUCUAGAGACAGCUUCUUCUUCCCCUCGCCUCCACUUCCUGAAACAAAGACAGACAAUGAUGACCACGUACAAAACACACGAAAAGCACAGCCAUACACCAAAAAAGAGACUCGGCCUGUUCUUCUUAUCAAACACCGACAAAACAAAAAGAAAGAGACGACAACAAGCAAACAGCGGAAAGGCAACGGCAAUAGCGACGAAGACCUUGGAGGCAGAACCAUCCUCAAUCCUCAAAGUUGAAGGUUGGUCAUUAUCGGAUUGAACCACCACUACCAUUCAUCAUCAUUCCCGUUUCCAUCUCUACUUCUAUAUUUAUUAACAAAAUGGUUCCUAACCAAUCAGCACCCAAGCAAACUAAAGGUCUGAAUUCUACUGUAACCAAAAAUCAUGCGAGUUGCAAUUAUAUCAAAGC